Aspergillus nidulans FGSC A4 is the source of this 570-nucleotide messenger RNA. RefSeq names its product glutaredoxin. The record is from RefSeq and is a predicted model, not a curated record. The transcript has 3 exons. The coding region runs from base 180 to 488 and encodes 102 amino acids. Gene Ontology annotation, biological process: cellular oxidant detoxification. NCBI's taxonomy places the organism in Eukaryota, Fungi, Ascomycota, Eurotiomycetes, Eurotiales, Aspergillaceae. Gene Ontology annotation, molecular function: glutathione transferase activity; glutathione peroxidase activity.
CUAUGAUGACCAAACCCCUCUUUCGUCAUUCCUGAUUCCUCCAACUAAACAAAUUCCUCUUUCCCCUCUUCCAUCUUUCUUGUUUUCAUAUUUUCCUGGGAUAUCCCAGCUAGUUGCCCACCAUUUCUUUCAUCUUCCGUCGACUUUUCGGGUCUUUUGCCCCCGCCUCUCCAGCUACAAUGUCUUCCGCAAAGGUCAAGGCCCAGCAAAUCAUUGAUGAGAACGGCGUUGUCGUCUUCUCCAAGUCCUACUGCCCCUACUGCAAGGCCAGCAAGAGCCUCCUGAGCGAACUGGGCGCCAAAUACUACGCGCUUGAGCUGGAUACCAUCGAUGACGGAGCUGACCUCCAGAACGCCCUUGAGGAAAUCAGCGGCCAGCGCACCGUUCCCAACAUCUACAUUGCCAAAAAGCACAUUGGUGGAAACUCGGACCUCCAGGGUAUCAAGAAGGAUCUGCCCGCGCUGUUAAAGGAUGCUGGAGCUCUGUAAAUUGGCUUUAGCUAUAUAAGUGAAUGUGUGUCGUUGGAGCGGGAUAAUAGCUCGCUGAUAAUAUAACAUAUAUGCAUUUCUA